AUCUUAAUCGCUGGCUCAUGCGUCUCAUCAUUCAUUUCUAGUACUCCAAGAGUAGUAUAAAGUGCCACUCCCCUUCUCUUUUUAUUUCCAUAACAAUUUCCAAAUCAUCAUCAUCAUGGCAGAGGAGAAUCAUAACAAGUACGAGGAGACCAACACCACCUUUGAUUCUGAUCAUUCUGAUAUCAAAGACAGAGGUGUUUUUGAUUUUCUAGGUGGUAAGAAAAAGGAUGAAGAUCACAAACAUCAACAAGAGGAUGUGAUCGCCACUGAGUUUGAUCAUAAGGUCACUCUGUCUGAUCAACUGGCAGAGACCAAGAAAGACGAAGAUGAAGUUCAAGUUCAAGUUCCAGUUGAAGGAGAGAAGAAACACAACGUCUUCGACAAGCUUCACCGAUCUGGAAGUUCCUCAAGCUCUUCGAGCGAAGAGGAAGGAGAAGAUGGAGAGAAGAAGAAAAAGAAAAAGAAGGAAAAGAAGAAGGUAGUGGAAGAGGAGGGUUCAGUUGAAGUUGAAAAAGUAGAAGUUGUGGAUGUAACAGCAGCACAACCAACAGAGGAAAAGAAGGGUUUCCUUGAGAAAAUAAAGGACAAGUUACCAGGACACAAGAAAACAGAGGAACCACCUGUUGUUGUUGUAUCAGAGACAACAAGUCAUGAUGAAAGUGAAGAUGCAGUGAAGGAGAAGAAAGGUAUUUUGGAAAAGAUCAAAGAGAAACUUCCUGGUUAUCAUCCUAAGACUACUACUGAACUUGAUGACAAAGAUCAUCACAAGGAUGACACAACAACCUCUCAUUGAGAAUACUCAAUUGUCUUUCUUAUCUUGGAUUGUGUUGUUUUAUGGAUGUGUCUGUUUAUUGGGUAUUUUGCUUUCUUUCAUUAAUUAAUUAAUAUCAUCAAGGACUUCUUGUGCUUGUCUUCAUUUUCUUGAUGAUAUAUUAUUGUGCUUUGCUUGUACUUAAUUUGUCUUUGUGGCUACUUGUUUCAUUACACAAAGGGAAUGUUGUCUCCUUGUAUUCAAAGAUGUUGUGGAAUCAAUAUUGUAUUUUCUUUCUUUUUUAAUUACUCA
Messenger RNA from Cicer arietinum (chickpea), 1063 nucleotides. RefSeq names its product dehydrin ERD14. The record is from RefSeq and is a predicted model, not a curated record. NCBI's taxonomy places the organism in Eukaryota, Viridiplantae, Streptophyta, Magnoliopsida, Fabales, Fabaceae. Gene Ontology annotation, biological process: response to water deprivation; cold acclimation; response to abscisic acid. Gene Ontology annotation, cellular component: membrane; cytosol.